Molecule: messenger RNA, 714 nt
Organism: Dioszegia hungarica
Lineage: Eukaryota; Fungi; Basidiomycota; Tremellomycetes; Tremellales; Bulleribasidiaceae
Exons: 2
Coding region: 1-714 (237 amino acids)
Source: RefSeq, a predicted model, not a curated record
AUGCCAGACGACACCGUAAACAGUCCAAAUGCGCCACCUGAGACAGCCACGGAAGUCACCAACCAGCUGACUUACAUGUCUGGAUCCCUCGGAGAUCUCCUCCGAAAGGCGCGGGCCAAAGAGACCCGCAGAGAAGCAACGCCCGGGACACUGUCACCCAAGGUGUUCUGGACAAGUGGAAGCCGCCUGAGCCUGAUCCCCCUUUCAAUUCUACCCGCGAAUCGCGACGUCAUGGCCAUCGGUGGCACCUCGCCGCACUCGUACCAGUUCGUUGGGUGGACAGAUCUCUGGAGAUAUCCGUUCCCGCAGGCCUCGGGGGAGACCAGUACCAUCGCGUUGAACGCGAUCUGCUCGACGGGGAUCUCGCUCGACACUGCGGCAUCAAUGAAGGCCUCGUUGGCAAGAGAACAUGCCCAAGAUCCGACCGACGAAGGAAGGGCGGUCAGAGUGGACACUGGGCCUUUCUACGAUGGGAAUACAUUAUUCAUUGCCACAGCCCCCUGUGUCAAUUGGGGACAGGUGUUCGAUCGCACUCUGGCUGAUUCCGACAAUAGGCCAACAUUCGAGACGGACAUCAUGUCUGCGGUGGAGAGCGGAGACCGCUUGACCAUGGUCCUCAACUCGAUUGCCCUUCCCGGCGCCAUGAAGCUCUCCCUCGACCAUCCAUACAGAGGGCAUAUCGGCACCCUUCCUGAUGACGCUGAGAGCGUGUAA